AUGGACCCUGGGGAAAUGCUUGGACCAUUAACGUGGUGCAUUAGCCUGGAUGAAGACAACCGCGGGAAGGGAGCAAGGGACGGGGAAGGUGUCAAGAAGGUGACUAAGCGCUGGACCAUGGAGCCCAAAAAAAAAAGACCUCAGGUAAGAGGGAAAGGGGUGAGAGUUAAUAUCCGACGGUCCACUGGUAAGAACAUAUACAACAGUUACAAUGUAAAUAAUUACUGCUCCAUCCUCAUCGGAAUACGAAAGGCUGCAGACACAUGCAUAGAGAAUAGGACCGUAUGCCUACAUCGAGGUGUUGGCGCCGGCGUUGGGAAGCUAUGCGUGGGUGUGCGUGUGAAUGAGCGUAAAAAAGAAGGGAAGAGCGGCAGUUGGCGGGCGACUCCGCUAGUCGCGGCACCGCAAGUCCCCAUGAUGGUCGCAGCCAGUCAGAAGAGCGAAGAAGGCAACAGAGAGACAGCAACAGCCCCUAAGCAAAGCCCCUAA
Molecule: messenger RNA, 489 nt
Organism: Microsporum canis CBS 113480
Lineage: Eukaryota; Fungi; Ascomycota; Eurotiomycetes; Onygenales; Arthrodermataceae
Exons: 3
Coding region: 1-489 (162 amino acids)
Source: RefSeq, a predicted model, not a curated record